CUACCCCCCCCCCAUCAGUCUCUCUUUCCCUCUCUAUCAAUCUCGCCUUCAUUCCCGUGCACACGUAAAACCGGUUUAGUGCAGGCUGCGUGUGUGAACCAUGAAAACACUCCCGUCAGGACGCUUUUUACUGGACUAGGAAUCAGGCGUGUUCCCCCGUUUAGCUCGGCGGCUUCGCCCGGUGUGCGCCGCGGACUGACUGCUCACAUCUGAAGAGUUGGAUUGGAUUGACCGACAGCGGCGGGAGAGGACUGUGUUACCCCACACACAGGACAAAGAAGACAGGGGGGGAAAUUACGGGAAAAAGAUAAGAGUGGAAGAAGAAAAGAAUGAAAAUGGAUAGCUGUCUCUUCACACUCGUCUUUGGUCUGUUAAUGCUCGGUGGGUGCUGGGCCCGGGUGGUGUCGGUGUCUCCUGGUCCAUUAAUCCGGGUGGAGGGUCAGACGGUGUCCAUCAGAUGUGAUGUUAAUGACUACAGCGGACCUAGAGAGCAGGAUUUUGAUUGGAUGAUGUCCAAGGAGGCGAACGGGAAGAGGAUGAACAUCAUUUCCACCAUCGACGUCAGCUACUCCGACCCGUUGCUCAGCAAGCGCGUCGCGUCCGGCGACAUCUCGGUGGUGCGCCUCAUGGACAACGAGGUGGAGCUGAAGAUAGCGGAGGUGAAGUCAACCGACGCCGGUUUCUACUGGUGUCGAACCCCGAGCACGGACUCCGUCGUCAGUGGCAACUACGAGGCUAAGGUCCAACUCACUGUCAUCCUCAACACCCUCAAGGUCUCGCCCCUGACCCCGCCCCCAGUCAUCCCAGAAGGAAGUGACCUGGCGCUCUCCUGCAACGUCACCCGGGAGCUCACCCACUCCACCUACCUCUCCGUCACCUGGUCGGUGAAGAGGGGAGCGACAUCGGAGGAAAUUUUGACUUUUGGCCCUCAGGGAGACGUGGUCACAGGGGCCAAGUACACCCGGCGCUACGCUGAUGGAGGCAUCCGAUUGGUCCCCGGGAAGAAUGGCUUUUUUGAACUGGUGAUUUCCAAAGUGACGACGUCUGAUGAGGGGAUUUAUGAAUGCAACGGAACUGAAUGGACGUAUGAAAAUGGAGGGAAAUGGAUCAAAAUCGUGGAGAGCAAAAAAGAGAUGGGAACUGUGUCUAUAACUCCUACAGGCCAGUCCCUCAGUGUGAAGGCUUCGUCUUCGUCUUCCUCCUCCACGCCCCUGCUGCUCUCCCCCGGCGAGAAGCUGACCCUCGUCUGCUACGUCGCCGCCGACAACCUCCCCGCCCUCGCCCUGGAGGUGACCUGGCUGGCCGACGGCCGCGAAAUAACCACCAUGGAGCUGAGCGGGGUGGUGAUCUCCAACACGUCCUCGAGCGGCGCGCAGGGCAAGCGAGGGGAGGCGAGCCUGGAGCGGACGGGAGUCGGAGAAUACAAGAUGGGGGUGAGGGGGGUGAGCGGGGAGGACGCGGGGGUGUACGCCUGCCGCGUCCGAGCCUUCAUCGAGAAAGGAGGAAGGAGCUCGGGAGGAGGAGGGAGGUGGCACAUGGUGGCCGAGAAAACGUCCAGCCCUUUAACAGUGAAGGUGGCACAGAUCAAACCGAGCUUCACGGUGACCCUUGAAGCCGUGCUGAACCCCAAGAUGACGGCCGAGCCCACAGAGCUGGCGUGCCGUGUCACCAACAUUACCCAUCUAUCCCUGGGAGGCCGACUGGGUGUCACCUGGCUGCACACCCCACUUCCUGGUACAGGGAGUGGUCCUCAGACCUCACAUCCCAUUGGCUCCCUGGACGGCUAUGGCAACCUGUUGCCAGGACAGGUGUAUUCUGAAAGGCUGAAGAGCGGCGUGAUGUCUCUGACCAGAGUCCAGCCCGACACAUUUAAACUGCGAAUCCUCCGCACUCAGGAGAUUGACAUGGGCCAGUAUGUCUGCACUGUGUCUGCUUGGAGUGUUAACAGCCAGGGUGACAUCGUGAAUACUGCCGAGUACCAGAGCUCGCAGCUGGCUGUACGAUGGGAUACCAAACGUCCCACUCUGAACGUCGUGGCCAAACGCAUCCGUGAAGCCUCGGUGGGCGGUGCUACCUUUGAGAUGAGCUGCAUCGUGGCCACUGAGAACCUCGGUGAGGCGGGUUACUCGGUGCUCAUCCAAUCGCAGGACAGCCUGGAUGGCACCGUGAGAACCAUCAUGAGUCUCAGCCCGGACAACGUCCUGCAGCACGGAGGAGCCACAGACCCCAACAGGAGAGACAGUCUGGUUCUGACCAAGUCCGGUCCGGCAGAGUUUCAGUUUCGGCUAGCGGGCGUCCAGUUGUCCGACAGAGGCUUCUACUGGUGCGACAUCACCGCGUGGACCAAACAGCAGGCGGGACAAGCUUGGACAAGAGCCACCAGUGCAGAGUCUAACAAAGUCAGGAUCGACUUCCAAGAAAAUGGGCCGUCCUAUUCCGUCGCCAUCCAUUCAGACACCAGCGUUGUGAAUCCGUGGGAAACGGCCAAGAUGGAGUGUGCGCUCGGAGUCACUGGGUCUUCCCCGAAGACCGGCACGCAGACAGAUGACCUGGCCUAUGAGGUGCACUGGUUUUUCACCAGGCUGCGCGGCGGAGAGACGACGACCGAGGUGGCCAGCGUCGACCGCUUCGGCGUUGUGACGAAAGACGUUCGCAACUCAUCCAGUGACAUUUCAAUAGAGCGCAAAGACACACACACCUACAUGUUGAACAUCCAUGGCACUCAGGACAGUGACAGUGGGGAGUAUCACUGUGUCGCCACCCCCUGGUACCUGUCGGCCUCAACGGGAGCCUGGACUCAAGCCGGAGGGCUGACAUCCCCUCGAGUCUUCCUUACAGUCCGAUUUGCUGUGUGGGACUCCCUCAAGUUACCUCUCUUAUACGGAGUAGCAGCCUCAAUAGGUGUGGGCCUCUUCUCUCUGGUCCUAGGUCUGGUUUGCGCCCAGUGCUGCUGCCGCAACACCACACACACUCCGCGCUCCCGCAACAAACUCAUGGACCUGGAGAUGGACUGACAAACACUUUCCCCCGCACCCACACACUGCAGCGCUCACAGGAAACACCACACACACAACAGACACACGCCCAUAGACGAUUUCUGGGACACCCAGUUGUUUCCAUGCGAAGGACGUUGGGAGUAAAACGACACAUCGCCUUGGAAACCGAAGCCUGACUCGUCAAUCGCAGUGCUUUGGGGGGGGUGCUCGGGGUUUCUUCGGCUCUGCAGUGGUGGAGCAGGGGAACGCACCAAUGAGACUUGUUUUUCUAUGGAGAUCCAUUAAUAUCUGCGGAGCUUCCAGUGAUUUUUUUUUUUUUUUUUUUUUCUUUUUUUUUACCCAAGAAACUCAAGAGUUUAAUUUGUGUGGAACAGGAUGCUUCUGAGACAUCACUGCCACUUGGGAAUAAAAGGACCACUAAAGGAUAACAGAUGAAGCUCUCAGGCUGGACUACUGUUUUUUUUCUGACGCCAAGGCUACCUGCAAAGAACAACCAGGCACACAAGCGUAUCCCCGUAUGGAUUUUCCUUUUUUGGGGAAAUUCAAGCCUUGGAGAGACGGAAGUGGCAUUUCAGCUGCGUGCCUGCGCCUCGACAUAUCCCUGUUAGGUCACUAAAGUUGUUUUGUAUGUGCAGAGUUUAGGCGGUUUAGGCAGCCUGAGACUUAUUCCUGUAGUAAGUCACGUCCAUGUGGGCCGCAGAGGUCCUAGAAAACACAAAAGUGGUGCUCCGCGUGCUUUCCACACCAGAGGUAUUGCACUUCCAUCCCAGAGUAUUCCUACCUUAACCGAAAGAUUUUUAAUUCUCCACUCUAGUUUUUUGAAAAAUUUAAGACAUUUUAAAAUCAGAGACAUUUUUAAGCUUUACAAUGACAUAUGCAGUUAGUGUGUUUGUGUGUGAGAUAUAUACUGUACGUGGUGCAAAUAUUUGAACUAACAGAGGCGUGCUGGGUUCAUAUCGCCAGGUCAACACUUGAACUGCCACUAGAAGUGGUGACAGCAAGCACUCUUCUUUUUAUAGAUAUUCAGAAAUGUAUCCUGCUGUUGUUUUACCAGAGUCUCGUGUGUGUUAGUGCGAGUGCUGUGCUACAGUAUGUGAGACAGAGUUGCAUGUACUGUUUUUUUUUUUUUUUUAUAAGGACAGACUGAUGUCAUUCAGGAGCAACACAAGCCUUUUCCUGGGUUCCAUUUUUCAUGACACAUCCAGGUAUUUAAACCUAGCCGUCACUAAUCUAGACUCUCAUGUGUUCAUGUGAGCGACAUGACUCUGUGUGGGCACUGGUGCAAGGAAAUCGAUGACUUUUGAACAAUCAUGCAUGAUUCUCAGUUUUGGUUUUUUAAAGGAAUAGUGAAACAUUUUGGAAAAUGCGCGUAUUCGCUUUGUUUCCAAUAUGGGAAGAUCUCAUAUCAGUGCAUUUAAGUAAGGAGCUGGAGUCAGGAUGUGGUUAGCCUAGCUUAGCAUAAAGACAGGAAACAAGGGACACAGCUAGACCAGAUCUGUCCAAAGUGAAUAAAAAACACCCACCAGCACCGUUAAAGCUCAAGAAUAACAUAUUGUAGGUUGUAUUUAUAGACGAAUAAAAAUGUUGAAACCCGUUAAACGCUUUGAAAUUAAACGCUGUAACAAUUUCUUGCCUGGGCAGAGGAAUAAACUGCUCUUUAAGAAAAAGUUCUAGCAUGUACAACAACAUUGCAAUUUAUAUACAGAUUAAAACAACCAGAGAAAACAUGUUAGAGGUGCUGGUAGUCCUUUUUAUGAAUUUGAGCGUUUUCUAUUCAGUCUUUACGCUAAGCUAAGCUAACCAUGUUCUAAAUCUUCUUAUCUGUCUCUGAAAAAGGAAGCAAAUAAGCUUAUUUCCUAAAAUGUUGAACUAUUUUAAUCACCACAUGAUUUCAAUGAGUUUAAGGGGCAGUUAACAUUUCCCAAUUAUCACUUUUGGUUCAGCCAAGUGAGCAGUUCCCCUUUUUCUCGUUCAAAGCUAAAAACAUUCAGAAAGUGUCAGACUGUUCCUUAGCUGUCGCUUACUAGCCAAAAAAAACUUUCAGUAAAUUGGUUUUCAGAGAUUUGAACUGCAACACUAGAUAUGGCCCUUUUCCAACUGAGUUUCAGUGAAAAGUUUCACCAGGCACUUAACAGCCAAAACUGAAAAACAAAAAAAAGAAAUGUCUGUAGAACAUAAACGCGACCAGCUGAUUAGGAAAGAAAGCUGUUCCCAACUGACAUCUGUGGAGUCUCUUUGGUGUUUAUAUAGCAAACCAAUGAAUUGUUGUAUCACGUUGACUGGCUGUGUGAACGCACACUCCCAGUUCCAGCAAACACAAAGUGAGGACGUGUGUGUGUGUCCAAACCCAGCAGGAUCCAAACAGACCUGUUAGGUUUGGAAUAUAAAAGUGCCAGGCUGUGUUUCCUCCUCUACCGGCUUGGCUUGGACAGGGCUUUGUUUGAUGUUUUUAAAUAGUUUUU
Etheostoma spectabile (orangethroat darter) is the source of this 5458-nucleotide messenger RNA. It is a transcript of the gene ptgfrnb, whose product is annotated as prostaglandin F2 receptor inhibitor b. Lineage: Eukaryota; Metazoa; Chordata; Actinopteri; Perciformes; Percidae. The record is from RefSeq and is a predicted model, not a curated record. The coding region runs from base 330 to 3014 and encodes 894 amino acids. Gene Ontology annotation, cellular component: membrane. The transcript is spliced from 15 exons.